GUUCAGGUUCCAUCGCACGUCAGUAACAGGAAUGAGGAAGUCAGAAUGGGUGGAAAAUGCGAGCAGACUGAGAGAGUUCUCUAUGUAGCUCAAACCUAGCUUCCCAAAGGAUGGGAUUGGACAGGGAAUUUCUAUGAAUCUGCCGUUCCCUUCGUUUUAUCUGAACUCAUGAAGCAGUGGACACCUCGGAGCUCGCUGAUCCCGUGUCCCGGUUGUUUGUGUCUCUUUUCCAUCGGCAUCGUGCGCUCACAGUAGAACCAUGCCCGUCCUGAAUAAUUCCAACCAGGACACGAUCCGACCGAAAACUCGCCGGAACAGCUAUGUGCUGGCCAAGCUGCCUGUGCCCCCUCUUCAGGAGACCCUGGAUACGUACCUGAACUGCAUGAGACACCUGGUCUCAGAGGAUCAGUACAAAAUCACCAAAACCAUCGUCGAAAGGUUUGGGGCCCGUGGGGAGGUUGGAGAGUUCUUGCAGCAACAACUGAUAAAACGAAGAGAAGGCAAAGUUAACUGGGUUUACGAAUGGUGGUUGGACGACAUGUAUCUACGCAAUCCAGCUGCCCUGGUGGCAAAUUCCAGUCCUGGAAUGGUAUUCCCUCGCCAAAACUUCAGGGAUGAGGGUGAUCAACUCAGGUUUGCUGCCCGUCUCAUUUCUGGAAUAUUGGAUUACAAAGUUGUGAUAGAUGCCCGUGCUUUACCUGUUGAAUAUGCCCGUGGUCAACUGGCUGGACAUCCCUUGUGUAUGGAGCAGUACUACAGGCUCUUCUCAUCCUAUCGUCUCCCAGGUCACCAGAAAGACACUCUGGUGGUCCAGAAAAACAGUGUCAUGCCUGAACCAGAGCACGUUAUAGUAGUUUGUCAGAACCAGUUCUUUGUUUUGGAUGUUGUCAUAAACUUCAGACGCUUGAAUGAAACCGACUUGUUCACCCAGCUGAGAAAGAUUGUGAAAAUGGCAGAGAACCAGAAGGAGGGAGUGCCUCCGAUUGGGCUGCUCACAUCAGACAGUAGGACUGACUGGGCAGAGGCCAGGAGAGUGGUCAUGAGGGACUCUACUAACCGAGACUCUCUGGAUGCGAUCGAACGCUGCAUAUUUCUGUUGUGUUUAGAUGCCCCAAGUGGUGUUGAGCAGACAGAUAUAAACCUGGCACUGCAGAUAAUGCAUGGAGGUGGCUGUCACAAAAAUAGAGCAAAUCGUUGGUAUGACAAAACCAUGCAGUUUAUUGUUGGAAAAGAUGGAGCCUGUGGGCUGGUUUAUGAACACUCACCUGCAGAAGGCAUUGCGGUUAUACAAUGUGUUGAAUACCUACUCUGUUACAUUAAAGAAACUUCAAGGAAGUUAGUACGAGCUGAUUCUGUCUGUGAGCUGCCUGCUCCAAGAAGAUUGAGGUGGAAAUGCGACUCUGAAACCCAAAGAUAUUUAACUUCAGCAGCUGAUAAACUCCAAAGGUUGAUCGAAAAAAUUGAUCUAACAGUGUACCGGUUUAAGGCUUUUGGCAAAGACUUUAUGAAAAAACAGAAGAUGAGUCCUGAUGCCUUUGUCCAGGUUGGAUUGCAGCUAUCCUUUUACAGAUGCCAUGGGAGACUUGUCCCCACUUACGAAAGUGCUUCAACACGCCGUUUCCAGGAAGGAAGAGUUGAUAAUAUUCGAUCAGCAACUAAAGAGGCUUUCGAUUUUGUAAAAGCAAUGAUAGAUGGGGGAGCAUCUGUCUCGGAUUCAAAGAAGAUGGAGCUUCUCUGGGCAGCAAUUGAUGCACAGACCAAUUAUACUAUACUUGCUAUUACUGGGAUGGCAAUAGACAAUCACUUACUGGGACUGAGGGAGAUGUCAAAGGAACUGCAAAUGGAUUUACCUAAACUGUUCACUGAUAAAACAUACCUGAUGAGUAACCAUUUUGCCCUCUCCACCAGCCAGGUAACUACAACAACAGAGGCAUUCCUGUUUUAUGGCCCUGUGGUUACAGAUGGUUAUGGUGCUUCCUACAAUACACACUUGGACCAAAUCAUCUUCUGCAUUUCCUGCUUCAAUGAUUGCAAGGAGACCUCUUCUGCCAUGUUUGCAAAAGCUAUGGAGAAGAGUUUUCGAGAGAUGAAGGACCUGUGUGUCAAGUGCAACAUCAAAGCCAAGCAAAGUUUCAUGGGGAAUGCAACACAGAAAGUUCAAAAUGGAAGGAAGUUGUGCCACUAAAGUUCUCAAGCUCCGGUUGGACUGUGAAAUGGUCAUUUUUUUAUGCAAUGGAAUAGCAUACUCUCAUCAGUCUUCAUCCAUAAGGAGCUUGUAAGGGAUCUGAUGACACAUCAACUUGCUACUGCCCGUACAUAAUGACUGUAAAAAUUAUAAACAAGUCAAAUUAUAGCAUUAGCUCUACUGUAAUAGUAUCUUGUUACCAUGGAAAAUGGAAAAAAUAUAUGUGGUGCAUAUCAAUCCUGGAUAGAUGGUCUGCCAAAUAUGUGAUAAUUAGCAAUGUAAUUAAAUCUGUGCCAUUUAACUCUCAUCUCUACAUCACCUAUGUAACUCAUGAAGAGAAUGUAUUUUGUUUAUUGAAGAAUUUGUUUUGUGCUAUUGUGAUAACAAUUAUGAAAAGUAGAGAAUUGAAUAACUUUAUAACCAUAUCAUUUGAAUCACAUUGAACAUAAAAGAUCUUUUUCUGGUCAUUCAUUUUUCAUGUAAAUUACAAAGUCGCUGUGCCAAAAAUAUGUGGUGUGGUUGGAGAAUAUGAGCUUAACUAUAAAUGUUUCACAUGUUUUGGUGUGAGUUUUACUGGAUGUAUUCUUGUACAAGUUAUUGUAGCAAUAGGAUGUAAAACUAUACCCCUGGAAAGAGCACUGAUGCAGUCACAACCCUGGCUGUACUCAUGCAGUUUCCUUACGGGGUCAAGACAUGUGAUGUGUUUCGUUCUGUAAAUAAUUAUGGUGGUGAAUAAUUGCUGCAUAGUGUAUCUAAAUGCCAAUCAGAUGAAACUAUUUUUGUUUAAAAGUCAGGAUUGUUGCACUCCUGCUCUUAUUUAUAUAUAAAUUCUGAUUUUGCAACAAAGGAAACAUAUUUUACAAAAUAGAUCACAGGAAAAUCAAAUAUAUAUGUAUAGUCAGUACCGUCCAAGAGCUAUUUAUUGUACAUAAAUAUAUCUUUUGGAGAAGUAAGGAGGUGCAGAGGUGACUCUGGUAUUUCAUGUUGGAAACUUAUAAAAUGUCUAUGUAUUUUGCAAUGUAUUUUAUGUUCAGACUGUGUAUUUCUUGUUUGAAGUGUAAAUCAAUGUGAGUGUGCAGAGUGUUAAUAACUUUAUAUUCAUUGUCCAUUGCUAAGUCUUGUCCUGUAACGCUGCUUUUACAGACAGGGUGCUUAAGAGUUGGUGCUAUUAACCAAGUGAAGGGAAAACUAACAUGGACAAUUGUGCAGUCUUGUUCAAUAAAAUGUUUAUUGUGGAAA
Messenger RNA from Carcharodon carcharias (great white shark), 3424 nucleotides. It is a transcript of the gene chata, whose product is annotated as choline O-acetyltransferase a. Gene Ontology annotation, biological process: acetylcholine biosynthetic process; neuromuscular synaptic transmission. Lineage: Eukaryota; Metazoa; Chordata; Chondrichthyes; Lamniformes; Lamnidae. Gene Ontology annotation, cellular component: neuron projection; cytoplasm. The record is from RefSeq and is a predicted model, not a curated record. Gene Ontology annotation, molecular function: choline O-acetyltransferase activity. The coding region runs from base 260 to 2185 and encodes 641 amino acids. The transcript has 15 exons.